Molecule: messenger RNA, 1128 nt
Organism: Camellia sinensis
Lineage: Eukaryota; Viridiplantae; Streptophyta; Magnoliopsida; Ericales; Theaceae
Product: peroxidase 10
Biological process (GO): hydrogen peroxide catabolic process; response to oxidative stress
Molecular function (GO): heme binding; peroxidase activity
Source: RefSeq, a predicted model, not a curated record
AUUAGAAAAUAGUACUACACAAACAAUUUGUUCACAUUUAGAAGACAUGGUUUUCAAACUGUCCUGCUGCCUCUCUAUCUCCCUCUUCUCUCUAAUAAUUUUUCUGUCCCCAUUCGCUUAUGGCCAACUUGAUUAUGGUUUUUAUGCUAUGUCAUGCCCUAACUUGUUCAUGAUCGUCCAGAUUGGUGUUUCGGCAGCUUUGAAGAAUGAUACCAGGAUGGCUGCAUCCCUUCUUCGGUUACACUUCCAUGAUUGUUUUGUAAAUGGCUGUGACGGUUCUGUGCUUCUUGAUGACACUAAAGAUUUCGAGGGAGAGAAGAAUGCUUUCCCCAACCGCAAUUCGGUUAGAGGGUUUGAAGUCAUUGACAAAAUAAAGGCAGAUGUCGAAAGUGCUUGCCCUUCAACUGUUUCAUGUGUUGACAUACUCACUAUUGCAGCAAGAGAAGCUGUUUUUCAAUCAGGAGGGCCUUUCUGGUAUGUUCCAGUAGGGCGGCAAGAUGGGUUAACGGCGAGCAAGAAAGCAGCCAAUGAACAGUUGCCAUCACCUUUUGAACCUUUAGAAAACAUCACUGCCAAGUUUGCAUCAAAGGGCCUUGACAUGAAUGAUGUAGUUGUUCUCUCAGGAGCACAUACUAUAGGCUAUGCUCAAUGUUUCACAUUCAAGAGGAGAUUGUUCAACUUCAAAGGCUCCGGCAACCCUGACCCAACUCUCGAUUCUUCACUUCUAUCCAACUUAAAAACCACUUGUCCUAAUGUAGACAAAUCGAACAACAUGCUUGCUCCUCUGGACACUGCAACCUCGUACAUGUUCGACAACGCGUAUUAUAAGAACUUGGUGAGGAACUCGGGACUCCUUGAAUCGGAUCAAGCCUUGAUGGGGGAUCCAAGGACUGCUGCAAUGGUGAAUUCUUAUAGCAUGUACCCAUUUCUUUUCUCCCAAGAUUUUGGAGCAUCCAUAGUCAAGCUUGGAAGUGUUGGGGUCCUCGCAGGACAAGCUGGGGAAAUUAGGAAGAAAUGUGGCUCUGUAAAUUGAAGUUAUAGUGUUUUGUAAUUUGUGGAACUUUUGUUUUGUAUGGUUCUAUGUGAGAAAAUUAUGAAUGUAUAAUAAAAAUGGAUAAAUUACUCUAA